Messenger RNA from Cygnus olor (mute swan), 1519 nucleotides. Its product is annotated as inactive pancreatic lipase-related protein 1-like. Gene Ontology annotation, molecular function: triacylglycerol lipase activity; protein binding. Gene Ontology annotation, biological process: lipid metabolic process. NCBI's taxonomy places the organism in Eukaryota, Metazoa, Chordata, Aves, Anseriformes, Anatidae. The record is from RefSeq and is a predicted model, not a curated record. The transcript has 12 exons. The coding region runs from base 1 to 1410 and encodes 469 amino acids.
AUGCUUGGAAUUGGGAUAUUCGCGUUACUCCUGCUCAGCACAGCCAAAGGAAAAGAAGUUUGCUAUGAAAGGCUGGGAUGUUUCACAGAUGAUAGACCAUGGUCUGGGACUGUGGAAAGACCAAUCUAUAAGUUACCCUGGGAUCCAAAAAAGAUAGACGUCCAGUUCCUCCUGUACACAAGAGGAAACCCUAAUAACUUUCAAGCGAUCUCUGCAGUUGAAGCCACAACAAUUGGGCACUCAAAUUUUAGUACGAGCAGGAUGACAAGAUUUAUUGUACAUGGAUUUAUAGAUAACGGAGAAGAAAACUGGCUGUCAGACAUGUGCAAGAGGAUGCUUACAGUGGAAGAUGUGAACUGCAUCUGUGUAGACUGGAGCAAAGGCUCAAAAUGUCAGUACACCCAGGCAUCGAACAACGUCCGUGUUGUAGGAGCUGAAAUAGCUUAUUUUAUAAAUGUGCUUACGGAGCAAUAUGGAUACUCUCCAGCCCAAGUUCAUAUAAUUGGACACAGCCUGGGAGCACACGUGGCAGGGGAGGCUGGCAGGAGGAGGCCAGGUGUUGGAAGAAUAACUGGACUGGAUCCUGCUCAACCUUAUUUUCAGGACACUCCAAUUGAAGUCAGACUGGAUAAAUCUGAUGCAGAGUUUGUUGAUGUUAUCCACACGGAUUCAGCUCCCACUAUCCCCUACUUCGGUUUUGGAAUGAGCCCAGCAAUAGGACAUCUUGAUUUUUAUCCAAAUGGAGGAGAGCAAAUGCCAGGAUGUGGGAAGAAUCCUGUUUCACAGAUUGUAGAUAUUGAUGGCAUCUGGGAAGGAACUCGGGACUUUGUGGCUUGUAACCAUUUGCGGAGUUACAAGUAUUACUCGGACAGUAUUAUCUUCCCUGAUGGAUUUCUGGGUUAUUCUUGUACUUCAUACGAUGCUUUUCAAACAGAAAACUGUUUCCCAUGCCCAAAAGAGGGAUGCCCAAAUAUGGGUCACUUCGCAGAUAAGUUCAAAGCCAGAUAUAAAGAUAACAGUUUUGUGAAACUUUACCUGAAUACUGGAGAAGCCAAGGAUUUUGCUCUUUGGAGGUACAAAGUAACCGUGACACUCUCUGGAAACAGAAAAGUAACAGGAUAUGCAAAUAUUGCCCUGUAUGGGAAUGAUGGGAACACAAGGCAGCAUCAGAUUCUCAAGGGAACCCUCCAACCAGACAACACUUAUACAACCUUCAUUGAUGCAGAAGUUAAUAUCAGAACAAUUACAAAGGUUAAAUUUCUUUGGAACAACAACGUGAUAAAUCCGACUUUCCCUAAACUAGGAGCCGCCACUAUCACAGUACAAUCUGGAGAAAGUGGAGAAGAAUUCCGUUUCUGUGGUUCUGAGACUGUGAGGGAGGAAGUUCUGCAAACUCUUACUGCUUGCUAACAACACCUAUGGAUGCCCAAAGCCUUGCUCUCAAUAAAAGCUAGUCAUGCAUGAAAGACUGGAGUCUUCAGUCACUGCAGUUAUAAUGGAAGCUUUACAUACCGAGUAA